Messenger RNA from Meira miltonrushii, 698 nucleotides. RefSeq lists its product as uncharacterized. The transcript is spliced from 2 exons. Lineage: Eukaryota; Fungi; Basidiomycota; Exobasidiomycetes; Exobasidiales; Brachybasidiaceae. The record is from RefSeq and is a predicted model, not a curated record. Bases 141 to 626 code for a protein of 161 amino acids. Gene Ontology annotation, cellular component: membrane.
UAAGAAGUACUGUUAAAGUGCAACAAGAAGAACAUGCCACUCAAAUCAAUCACCGAGGUGGUGUGGAAAGAGGUUCAACAAAUGUGGAUGCAUACUCUUCGCACCUUCUCUUCUCACCAUAACCUCUUCUCGUUGUAAUCAUGUCUAGCCGCACUUUCUACGAUCAAGUUUUAGCCCUUACCGGUAAGGGAACACCAAAUUACUCGUUAUAUGCUGUCCCAAUUGCGCUUGCUUUGUGUUUGUUACCUCACAUCUUUGCAAUCGUUGUUUUGAGCGGUGGUAAAUUUGAAAAUACAAGUCCACGUCAAUACGUUGCAAGUGUCAACAAGAAAGAAAAGAAGACUGGCACAGAUGCUGCUUUCUUGCGUGCUGAAGCCGCUCAACAAAAUGGAUUAGAACAACUCGGUUUCUUCGCUGCUGCCGUUGUAGCCGGCAAUAUCGCCAAAUUGCCAGCUGAAGAAUUGAACGCUUUAGCAUUCGGCUACUGUGCAAGCCGUGUUGCAUUCAACAUCGUUUACAUCACAAACACAAGCGAAGUUUUGUCUUAUUUGCGUUCUGCCGUCUUUUUCGUUGGUGUCGGACUCACAACUCGUUUGUACUUCCGUGCUGCUCAAGUUUUGGCAUAAGAAGAAAGAAAGGAGGGAAAUAAAGUGUAGAUAAAAAAUUGCAUAUUGCUAUAAUGAAUGCUAUCUAUUGCU